AUGAGGAAUUUGUCAAGCAAUCUAAGUAGAAGUGCGUUCCAUGUUUCAGGCCAAUUGUUUGGAAUAUCACGACAGAAGGCUUUUUCUUCAGAAGCUAUAGGUCAAGUUCUGAUACGCGGCGUAGCAGCCAGACAUUACAGUCGCAAUGUUACCAGCUCAUUUUCAACUCUUGGGUCUAAAUAUGAAGCAUUUACCAGAAGUCAUACCAGUAUAAAUACUCCUGAAAAGAGUGUUAGUGUUAAGCACUUUACGGCUGGCUUUUUUACCAAUACAUUUCAUACGCAAAAUGGGCCAUUUCUGCAAUCUUUUACUAAAUCUGUUAGCCCUAGACAAUCUAUUUUGUUUAUGGCGACCCAUAGAGACCACGGAUAUGGUGGUUCCAACGGUGGUAGUAGCUAUGGUAGAGGCGGCAAUUGGGGCAAGUUCAAUCGGUAUAAAAAUAUUCUCGUAAACCACCGGGUGCCAUUGCUGUUUACUGGCGCGGUACUCACAGUAACCACCUUCAUAUUUCCAGUGUUAUUCCAGAUGCCUGGAAUGGGAGUUGUCAAGCAAAACCCACAGCUUGUAGUCUACGCACUAAUUGGCCUCAAUGUUGCAGGGUUCCUGGCAUGGAAAACGAAACAAGGUUCUCGUUUCAUGUAUAGAUACGGCCUCCUCCAUAAGGAUUCGCAAUUCAAUAAAUGGAGUAUGAUUGGCUCUGCAUUUUCCCACCAAGAAUUUUGGCAUAUUGGUAUUAAUAUGUAUGUGCUCUACAAUUUCGGUACUACUGUUGCUAGCUGGGUCGGUACUGAGCAGUUUCUUGCCGCGUAUAUAGAUGGAGCUGUUAUUUCCUCUCUGGCCUCACUUAUGUUACCAGUGUUGGUCCGUAGAUUUCAAAACAUUCCUAGUCUUGGUGCAAGUGGUGCUGUGUUCACGACUUUUGGACUGUUUUCAUACCUCGCACCUCAUGCUAAAUUGGCUCUAAUGUUUAUUCCACUUCCUUUUGGAGCCUGGACAGUUUUUCUCGGGACAAUGGCGUAUAAUGGAGCAGGACUGUUUAUGCGGUUUGGGCUCAGUGACUAUGCUGGUCAUCUCGGUGGCUCUAUUGUCGGAAUUAUCUGGGGUUACUAUCUAACACAGCGGGCCCGUCGAAUUCGCCAACGGCGCAGUGUUAUAAACUAUCGAUGA
Messenger RNA from Sugiyamaella lignohabitans, 1167 nucleotides. It is a transcript of the gene PCP1, whose product is annotated as Pcp1p. The transcript has a single exon. The coding region runs from base 1 to 1167 and encodes 388 amino acids. Lineage: Eukaryota; Fungi; Ascomycota; Dipodascomycetes; Dipodascales; Trichomonascaceae. Gene Ontology annotation, cellular component: membrane. The record is from RefSeq and is a predicted model, not a curated record. Gene Ontology annotation, molecular function: serine-type endopeptidase activity.